GUCCAGCGCUCUGAUUGGUGCGCCCGCUGAGCCGCGACUGGGCAUGGGACCUGGCGUCACGUAGGAGAAAAUUUCAACUCCUGAUUUUUAAGCGCCCGGGAUGGCGGACAAGCUGCGGCAGUACCAAGGAGUGCUGGGGCGGCUGCACCAGCUCCGCGCCGACGCCAGGGAGAAGUGGCAGCAGUGGAAGGACAGGAGGUCGCUGCCGCGGCCGGGCGAAGGGAACUACCCUCAAGAGGACUACUCGCACGUAUUCAGGCGGAAGACGCGCGCCGAGCUGGUGCGGAUCUCCGCGGCCGUCAUGGGCAUCGAGUUCUCGUACGCCGCCGAGACGGCGUUCGUGUCGCCGACGCUGCUGAAGAUCGGCGUGACGCACCGCCACAUGACGAUGGUGUGGGCGCUGUCGCCGCUGGUCGGCUUCUUCCUGACGCCCGUGCUGGGCUCGCUGAGCGACCGCUGCCGCCUGCGCGCCGGGCGCCGCCGCCCCUUCGUGCUGGCGCUGGCCGCCGGCGUGCUCGCGGGUCUGGUCCUCGUCCCCAACGGCGAGCUGCUCGGCCGGGCCCUGGGCGACGCGCCGGAGACCUCAAUGCACGCGUCGACGGGGAACUCUACCGCCGCGCCGCGGGCUCGCGGCUCCAACUCCUGGGGCGUGUUCCUCACGAUACUCGGCACGGUGCUGCUGGACUUCGACGCCGACGCCUGCCAGAGUCCGUCCAGGGCCUACCUGCUCGACGUCACCGUCCCGGAGGACCACGCUCGAGGCCUCAGCACGUUCACCGUCAUGGCGGGUCUCGGAGGCUUCUUCGGGUACGCCCUGGGCGGAAUAAACUGGGACGCCACGGCCAUAGGAGAACUGCUGGGAGGUCACGUGCGCGCCGUCUUCACGCUCAUCGCCUUCAUAUUCUGCGCCUGCGUGGCGACCACGGUCACCAGCUUCAAGGAGAUACCGCUGGACCGACUGGAUGCCGAGUCCAAGCAAGCGUUGGAGCGGACCAGGUUAUCUCCAGGCUCGGAGAACCACAGCUACGGGGCUGUGGAGGCAUCCGGCAUCCAAUUGCAACCGGUCCAACCAAAAGAAAGCUAUAAUUCUCUAGGAGGAAAAUCUGAUGGAAAUGGCUACAUCAACUAUGGAUUCGACGAACGUGGCAACCAAUCCGUUGAUGAGACAACUUUCAUUAAACCUGUUCCAGAGCCCGUACAUUCACAGGGCGGACCGGAGCCGGCGGCAGAACCCACGCUGGCGCAGUACCUCUCGUCCAUCGUGUUCAUGCCGGGCUUCCUGCGCGUGCUGUGCCUCACCAACCUGUUCUGCUGGAUGGCGCACGUCUGCUACUCGCUCUACUUCACGGACUACGUGGGCGAGGCCGUGUUCCAGGGCGACCCCGCGGCUGCAGAUGGAACGCCUGCCAAAGAUACUUAUGAAGAUGGGGUGAGAUUCGGCUGUUGGGGCAUGUCGAUGUAUUCCCUCUCGUGCGCAUGUUACUCCCUCGUCAUAGAGAAGCUGAUAAAGAGAUUCAGGGCGCGCAGGGUGUACGUGGGAGGCCUGCUGUUCUACUCGGCGGGCAUGACGCUGAUGGCGCUGGUGCGUCACAGGGUGGGCGUGAUCCUGUUCUCGUGGACGGCAGGCGUCAUGUACUCCACUCUGUUCACCAUGCCCUACCUGCUGGUCGCCCGCUACCACUCCACGGGCAUGUUCGAGACGGGCCCGCCAGGCGGCGGCGUGGCGCGGCCCCGGGGGCUGGGCACGGACGUGGCCAUCGUCAGCUCGAUGGUGUUCCUGGCGCAGUUCUCGCUGUCCAUGCUGAUGGGCCAGGUGGUGAGCGCGGCCGGCUCCACCACGGCCGUGGUCGCCGCCGCCGCCCUGCUCAGCCUGUGCGGCGCCCUGGCCGCCACGCGCGUCAUGUACGCCGACCUGUGACGGACUUGAAGAACUCCUCUUCACAUCUAUACGAAGACAACAUAAAACCACGAUUUUUUGCUUGGUGCACAUACGUACAUUAAUGUCAGAACAAAACGUGGCAUUUUUAUAAUAUCUACACACUUAUGCCUGUCUAUAUUUUAUUAUAUGUGUUAUGUUAAUAUGAGCUAAUAUUAAUAUAUUCCUCAAAAUAUUUCCAGUUGGGCCAAACACAUAGGGCUUCGGACUCAUAAAAUCUAAUCGUAAAAGAGUAUGAAAGGGCAUUUAAAAAUUUGAAACAGUUUUAUUUUACAGUAACAUAUAUAUAU
This is a messenger RNA of Bacillus rossius redtenbacheri, 2226 nucleotides long. RefSeq names its product proton-associated sugar transporter A (gene lovit). Gene Ontology annotation, cellular component: membrane. NCBI's taxonomy places the organism in Eukaryota, Metazoa, Arthropoda, Insecta, Phasmatodea, Bacillidae. The transcript has 13 exons. Gene Ontology annotation, molecular function: sucrose:proton symporter activity. The coding region runs from base 101 to 1918 and encodes 605 amino acids. The record is from RefSeq and is a predicted model, not a curated record.